This is a messenger RNA of Photinus pyralis (common eastern firefly), 924 nucleotides long. RefSeq lists its product as uncharacterized. The record is from RefSeq and is a predicted model, not a curated record. Gene Ontology annotation, molecular function: phosphatidylinositol bisphosphate binding. The coding region runs from base 32 to 715 and encodes 227 amino acids. The transcript is spliced from 4 exons. Gene Ontology annotation, cellular component: membrane. NCBI's taxonomy places the organism in Eukaryota, Metazoa, Arthropoda, Insecta, Coleoptera, Lampyridae.
GUAUGUCAGAAGUUUUUAAAGUACGUACAGUAUGAGCACCAUACAACUCGGUUUCAAAGCGGAAGACCUGAUUAAGGCCAAUCGUACCACCGAAGAAGACAUUGCGGCGAUUCGCGGCUGGCAAAAGUCCAUACGCCGUCCUAAGCUGACGGACGAGCAGAUCGGCCUCUUCCUGGUCUCCUGCAGGAACGACCGCGAGUACACCAAGAAGACGAUCGAAACCUAUUUCGAGGUUAAAUUGGGCCACCAAGAGAUCUUCGGCGAUCGUAACAUAGAUAACAGCGAUCUGAAGAGGAUGUGCGAAGUUUUGAGUGUAGGUGUGCUGCCGAAAAGGUAUGAAGGUUCGGCGAUUCUGUUCGUCUGCUUGCGAGACACGAACUACAGGAAUUACGACAUGAGGCUCUACGCCCAACUGGUGACGAUGACCCUGGAGGCCAGCUUGUUCCACGAUCCUCCCGAGACCGUUACGACUGUUUUCGAUAGUAAACGCUACAGCUUCAUGCACUUGGUGAAGCUCCGACUGGGUGUCAUCAAGGCUCUUACAACCUUUUACCAGCACGCCAUGCCCUUGCAGUUGGGCAGAACCUGCGUCCUCAAUGCGAACUUCAUCGCCGAAGCUGGACUGAACCUGUUCAAACCUUUCCUGAACUCGGAAGUCUUGGACAAGGUAGAGAUGUACAGAGCCGGUGCCAGUUUCGAUGAGUUCCACAAGUGAAUUCCAAAGGAGUACCUUCCGAAGGAGUUCGGUGGUGAUUUGGAGUCAGUGCGCUUCUAUCACGAGAAGAAUAUUAGAAAUUUGCGUAAAUUGAAGCCUUACUUUGAAGCACUUCAGCGACAGAUGUACAGCACGGCACCUCGACCAAUCUGAUCAGCUAAUCCAACAAAAUUCGUGACAGGAGCGCAGAAAGACGAGAACUUAUUUUC